GCCAGCCGGAAAAAUUCUGGCUUUACGCGUAAUAGCGGAACCAUCGGCACCAGGUGCACGCUAAGAGCUGCCUACGCUGUCGUACUGCAAGCAGUGGCUGUAGAAACUGCGCGCAUUGGGUUCCAGAGCCUUGCCAGAGCUGCAGUGCUGCCAAACACUAAUUGAGGGUCCCCACGUCCGCGCGGCGGGGCUACGCGAGCUCGACAGCUCAAAAAGACCAGCGCGGGACGCCACCACAAAACCAUGAAGUCCAUGUUCAAGAGCAAGAAGAGCACUGAUACAAUAGAGACGCCGCCAAGCGCCAAAGCUUCAGUAGGAUCGAGCGCUUGGAGAAGACGCGUCGGCGAGUCCGCCAGGAACAAGUUGGGCCUGUCGCGGCACGAGACCGACGAGGUGACGGGCGACGUGGCCGCCGGUGUGUCUUCUUAUAGAGCCGCGGCUUCGAAACUAAAAGAGGCCGUCAAAGCCCUGGAGAGCGCCGAGGCGUCGGAGCGGAAAGCGGAUGCCAGGCGGAAGGACGCCUUGCGGGCGCUCGGCGACGACGACGCGCUGAUCGAGGCCUGUUUAAGUUCUGAUGAGAGGACGGACCGCUUCGAUCGGACCGAAGGCUGGGCGCUGGAACCUUUAAGAUCUGUACGCCGCUACGAGGCUCUGGUCGACUCCACAAUAGCGUCGCGCGAGUCUCUGUUACAAGAUUAUUUCGCACGCAAACGGAAGCUCGAUUCAGGAAAAAAAGAAGACGAGCGCCAAUUUAAAUUCGAGCAGGCGUGUCGAGCUGUCAAAGCCGCGACGGCGCGGCUGGAGCCGCUGCUCGAGGCGUUUGUGAGCGCGGCGGAGACGGCGUUGCGUGACGCGCUGCGCUGCGCGGCAGCUGCCAGAAUAGUACAACUCGAGGACGCGGCUUCCAGAUUGCGGCCGUGGGCGGCCUCCACCAUCUCCGGGGAGAGUGAGAGCGCGGCCCGCGAUUUAUUGCGGGACGUUGCGGCGGCGCGGCGGGACGGGUCGGUCAUUCGACCGGCGGCGCCGGCCUCGCCGGAGCUCGAGCGCCUCGCGGCCGUCGCGUCGCAGCAAGCCGAGGUGCCGGAAGCGGCGACGCCCCCGUCAUUCACUCCGGACGUUGUCCCGGACGUCUCUGAUCAGGAGGCGGCCGCACUGAGGGCGCUCCUGCGGCGCCUCGGCGCCGAGGACGCGCUGGCGCGGAAGGGCCUCUUCCGGAUUCCGGGCGACGCUACAAAUUGCGCCGCCGCGAGGGAGCGCCUGGCGGCGGGCGACGACAUCGCUAGUUCUCUGGACGUCGACGACGCCGCGACUCUAGCAAAAGGCUGGUUCCGCGACCGGCCGGCCCUCCUACCUAGAUCUGUGAAUGAAGCUUUGCGGGCCGCGGCCGAGGCGUGCGCUGAUGAUGAAGUUUUCGCCGGGCAGGCGCGGGAGCUGCUGGACGGCGUCCCCGUCGUCCGCGACUUACUGAGCUUGUUGAAUGCCGUGGCGCGGCGCGAGGCCGACAACGCCAUGACGCCCGAGAACUUGGCGAUUUGCUGGGCGCCGAACGUCUUCGUGCUGGACCCGAAUAGUGCUGCUUCGGUUGCCGAUCUGCAACCGGCCAUUCGAUUAACAGCGCGGCUCGUCGGCGUCGGGGACCGGCUGGCCUAGUUAAGUAUGUGUGAACGUUG
Messenger RNA from Pelagomonas calceolata, 1670 nucleotides. The record is from the annotation of a GenBank genome assembly. NCBI's taxonomy places the organism in Eukaryota, Pelagophyceae, Pelagomonadales, Pelagomonadaceae.